Messenger RNA from Lates calcarifer (barramundi perch), 6157 nucleotides. It is a transcript of the gene prox1a, whose product is annotated as prospero homeobox 1a. Gene Ontology annotation, biological process: regulation of transcription by RNA polymerase II. The coding region runs from base 1047 to 3737 and encodes 896 amino acids. Gene Ontology annotation, molecular function: RNA polymerase II cis-regulatory region sequence-specific DNA binding; DNA-binding transcription factor activity, RNA polymerase II-specific. Gene Ontology annotation, cellular component: nucleus. The transcript has 7 exons. Lineage: Eukaryota; Metazoa; Chordata; Actinopteri; Centropomidae. The record is from RefSeq and is a predicted model, not a curated record.
UAUGAAGUGAAUUAAAGCCCGUGUUUAUUAAAAUCUUAGUCAUCAUAGAGCUGAGCGCAUGCAGCGCACCUGUACAUAAACAUACUGUUGAAGUAGAAGACAAUGAAAUCAAUCGCUGAAUGUGGCUUUUAAAUCAUCGUCAUUUUAAAGUUAUUUUUAUUGAAUGUCACGAGUACACGUGUUUAAUUCACAGCUAUAUUAAACUGAUGUGUUUGUAUCACAAAUUGGGGAAUGCUUUCCUUUCAGACAUCAAUUAAAGAGAAAGUAAAAAUUCAAUUGGAAAAUAAAUCAUGCGUAAACACAGAAAACUAACAAUUGAAAUGUCCUUAAAGUUGAACGAUUAAUUAAUUCUACAACGAUUUUGCUGCUUCUCCGCUAAUGAGAAAAGUUGGUGAACCUGACUUUUCAGUUUACCCUCCGCAUCCUCCUGCUUCUCUCUCCUCCCUCUCCCUCUCCGCUCUGGCUGCGCGCUGUUUUCGGGGGGCUCCUUAUAAAUAAAAUCCACCGUCUCCGGUUCCUCUUCCUUAUUGGUCAGGUGGAGCCGUUACCUCACUCCGGGGCCGGUGACGCAGCGUCUUCACGUAUCCUUCAUGUGCCUCUCUUCUUGUUUCUUAUUGAGAGUCUUGGCGUCGGUCAGAGGGAGAAAGCGGGUUUCGCGACGAGAAGGAGAGUGCGGGACGGACCGGGUGCGCUCGAUACUACACACUUCCCUUCCCGGGAGGAGAGCGGCGCACAAGAGCAACCUCUCUCUCUCUUUAUCUCUCUCACUCUCUCUCUCACACACACACGCAGUCCCUCUCUGGGUCUCUCUCUCGCUCCCUCCCGUACACACACUCACGCCCGCGCGCACGCACGCUCUGCAUACGUCUCCACUUCGCCGUGGUAAAUUACGGCAUUGAUCUCAACGGCGAGUGCGGAUCUGUCUCUUGUGUUCGCCCUUUCUUCGACGGACCGACUUGGAGAAACGCUCGAGAGAGAAGAAACUCCUCUCAUCCUGCGUGUGUCUGCGAGGACCCUUGGUCAUGUCCGUUUAGCUGCCCUGCGUGAUGCCUGAUCAUGACAGCACCACCCUCCUAACCAGACAGACAAAGCGCCGACGUGUCGACAUCGGGGUGAAACGGACUGUGGGUAGCGCAAUAUUCGCCCGCGCCAGGGAGACCCUGUUCGACAGUAUGAACCAAUCACACGGCCCCGAUCAGGAAGGAGACUGCUCGUUGGUCAGUCACGGCCACGGGGGUCCCGCCAGCGAUGGAGAGAAAUCAAAUGUUUUGAGGAAGUUGCUGAAGAGGGCCAACUCGUAUGAAGACACCAUAAUGCCUUUCCCUGGUGCUACCAUCAUCUCUCAGCUACUGAAAAAUAACAUUGGAAAGAAUGGAGGGAGUGACUCAGGCUUCCAGGGGAGUGGAGCUCUGUCCAGUGGAGGCUCAGAGAUCCAGGCUGAAGACGCCUGCAGCAACUCCUCCCGCGACCAGGACAGCCCAUCUGACUGCCUCUCUCCCGGGCCUCCUCUUCCCCCUCCAUCUUCCUCCUCCUCCUUCGGGCGGCCGCCGCCUCCUUCUAGCCUCAACUCCCACGCUCCCUCUCAGCCCCUCUCCCUCUCCUCUUUUGAUCUGGACAGGCUGUCGGAUGAGCACCUUCGUGCCAAGCGCGCCCGUGUGGAAAACAUCAUCCGCGGCAUGAGUCACUCGCCGCUGGUCCGUCCCAAUGCCGGCGACCACAACCAAGAAAGCAACCGAGAGAAUGAGAACAACAGCAACAGCAGUAAUGAUCACAGGGGAGACGGCAACGGCCACAACACCAGCAACCACAACCACAUGCGAAAUGACUGUCCUUCCUCCCUCCUGAGCUCUCCAGGUUCGCGGGCCGGUGUCGUCAGCGUUGGUGAGGUUUACAGGGAGAAUAAGAGAAAGCAGCGUCUGCCACAGCAGCAACAUAGCUUCACCCAGCUGGUGUGUUCCAGGCAGGAGCAGAGACAGGAAGAGAGACGGCAGCUCAAACUGCAGCUGGAGGACAUGCAGAAACAACUGCGCCAACUCCAGGAGAAGUUCUACCAGAUCUACGACUCAGAGACAGAGGAAGAGGAGGAGAACGGUGAGAGUGGAGAGGUCGACCGAGGAGGAGAAAGAGAGGAGGAUGGUAACUUGUCAGAGGACAGCAUCCGCUCUGACGGCCUGGAGGAAAGACACAGGGACAGAGGGCGGCAUAGCCAUGACGAACUGUCCGAGCUGGACCCAGGUCUGUUCCUGGACCGGGCCCGAGCCCUCCUCCGAGAACAGGCCCUGUUAGAUGGAGAAAUAGAGGAAGAUGUGGACGGCAGGGAGGAGGAGGAGAGGAAUGGAGAAAGGGUGAUGAAGAGGAGAGGAAGAGCAGCAGGAGGAGCGGGAGGAGGAGGAAGGCAGUUAGCAGAGACACUGAAGCAGGAACUCAACUGUGCCGUGUCACAGGUUGUUGACACUGUCGUCAAGGGCUUCUCUUCGCCCAAGCAGGCCGUCAGUCACCAUCAUGGCUGCCACAACAACACACCAGCUGCACCGUCCUCCUCCUCCAACUCGUCCUCUUCCUGUCCUCCACCUUUCGGGCCCCUCCCCUCCCUUACCCCGGACUCACGGUUUGGCAGUGGCGCCCUGGCGCUCACUCUGAACGGUGACGGCAGUCCCACCCCUAACUACCACUCCUCCAACCAGAGGCUGCAUUGCUUCGGCGAUGUAAUUGUCCCGAGCCCGCUGGAUUCAUUUGGUGGCUUGAGUGGCAGACUGAGUGGUGUGCCAACGCCGAACGACCAAACAGAGGCACUGCCACUGGUGGUGCGCAAGAGUGGAGGAGGAGGUGGAGGAGACAACACGAACCCCUCUCUUCCUCCUCCUCCUCCUCCUCACCAUCCCUCCCUCCACCCUUCUCCCCUCACUGCCUCUCUCGGGUUCAGCCCUCCAUCGUUUCGGCACCCGUUCCCACUUCCCCUCAUGGGUUACCCCUUUCAGAGCCCCCUGGGGUCACACGGGGGUGGAGGCGGCUACCCUCCAGGGCCCAAAGACCACCAUCGGUCCUCCCCCGAUUCCAUGGACGUGACCCGGGAAACUGUCAGCCUCCGAACCAAAAUGGCAUCCCUUGGAGGGAGCCAUCUCAGCCACCACCACAGGCAGAGCUCACCGAGCCAGCAUGGGCCAGAGGGUCUGUCCCUGUCCCUCAUCAAGUCUGAGUGCGGGGACCUGCAAGACAUUGCUGACAUAUCGCCCUACUCAGGCAGCACUAUUCAGGAGGGCUUGUCUCCCAACCACCUGAAGAAAGCCAAGCUGAUGUUCUUCUACACCCGCUACCCUUCCUCCAACAUGCUCAAAAUGUACUUCUCCGAUGUCAAGUUCAAUCGCUGCAUCACCUCCCAGCUGAUCAAGUGGUUCAGCAACUUCAGGGAGUUCUACUACAUCCAGAUGGAGAAGUUUGCCCGGCAGGCCAUCAAUGAGGGUGUGACUGCUGCGGAGGAGCUGACGGUGGGGCGCGACGCCGAGCUUUUCAGGGCACUCAACAUGCACUACAACAAGGCCAAUGACUUUGAGGUUCCUGAUCGAUUUCUAGAAGUGGCCCAGGUAACUCUUCGCGAGUUCUUCAAUGCCAUCGUGGCCGGCAAAGACGCAGACCCAUCCUGGAAGAAGGCCAUCUACAAGGUGAUCUGCAAACUGGACAGCGAGGUUCCUGAAGUCUUCAAAUCCCCCAACUGUCUACAAGAGCUCCUCCAUGACUGACUAAAGCGAGGGAGGAAACACGGCAAGCAAGAAAAACCUCAGAGGACUGAGAAGACUGUAAGGAAACGCCUCUGAAGGCGCACAGUUAGACUAGGUUGAGGUCUUCAGUGAAAUGCGUUUGAAGGAGUUUGACGCGAUGCAGAGACUAGUUAUUCUAAGUUAUUCUACUUCUGGAGAGGUUUGUUGGUGGUUGUUUUUGGUCAGCCCAUCUUUUAAAGACAAACCUGCCCUCAAGAUGUUUUAUAAAGAAAAAAUAUUCCUCUUCACCGAGGUUGAGGGCUGAGACUUGGGAGUCAGACGAUACUCAAAUUAACAAAUUAUGUUGAGACUUUUAUAAAUUAAAAGCAAAACAGUGAAAAUUGAACCUCCUUGCACUUACAGAAAAGCUCAUCCUCGCCGAAAACCCCCGUCUCCUGUUUCUCCUCUGCCUCGUCUGAGCUCGCUCUUCAUCCUCCUUCAGGGAUGAGGAGGAUUGUGGAUCAAUCUUCAGCCCAAGAUUUCAGGAUCAGGAGCGAACUAAAAAUAAAGAUGAUAAUAUAUAAAAAUCUUUUUAUUGUGGAUGUUUUUAAGUUACAUGGACAUUUUUGAAAAAAAGUGAUGUUUCUGUAUUUUUUCUCCUUUGUAUAAGCUUACAGCUUCUCAGUCACGUAUACAGAUACACAAGCACACGCAACCACACACACACACACACACACACACACACACACACACACCUCUUAAACAGGAAAGCACAGUAGCAAUCCCAAAUCCUCACCCAAACCCAGACAAACUGGGCAAAAAACAAACUUAGUUGUUGUUUAUUUCCCUUCAUUUUGCCUUCUCUUUUUACUUCUUCCUCUUCUUACUGUACUGAGACUUACUGGGUGUUUGUCUUGACUGUGUGGCUCUCCCUGCCCCACCCCUCCCUGGCUGCCCCUUUUGGCUCAUGUUGUAUUCAGGCACCCAGAGCAUCGAUGACAAAAAUUGUACGAUUUCAUAUUUAAAAAAUGAAAUGACUGACACUAUAUCAGUCAACAACAAGAGUCCAAGUCUGAGACAAACAACAUGAAAAGAUUAUUCUGAACUGGCCCAUUAUCCUCAUCCAUAUUUUGAAUCAGCAUGCCAUUUAAAGAGGCAAAUGCUCAUAUUGACAUUUGAGAAUAGCCCCUUUUAAGGUUUUUAUGUAUAAACACAAACCUCCCAAAAAAUCAUCUCCCACUCACUGUUAGCACUUACGGUGAGUUUAUUCAAUAGCUGCGUGUCAGACCUUCAUCAGGCACUUAAAAUGUAUAAGGCAUGAAAUGCCUGAUGAAGGUUGCUUGACCAAAACGUACCAGAUUUUCUGUUUUGACUCAUUUGACCACUUUAUCUCCUACACACCUGUCUGUGUACAGGUGGGCAAAAACAUUUCUUCUUCUUGUUAUUUAACAUUUAUGAUGAGAUAUGUAUUGAACCAGACUUUUUAAAGGAAAAAUAUAAAGCUCCCUGUUGGUUGACAAAUAAGGAAAUGGCAACUACAUGAUCUAUGAACUUUAUCUGUACUGCAUUUUCUUGUUACUCAUAGUUAAUUAUACACCAAUAUCAAAAUGAUGAAAAUAUAGCACUGAUAUAGGAUAACAGAUAAAUACUAGAUGUGGUACUUAGGACAUGAUUGGUGCUGCACCAACUUUGGUGUUGUUGUAUGUGUUUUACUUUAUUUCUGUUAGAGACAUGAUGUUUCACAGAAUCUUAAAACCACAUUAUGCUAAUUUUUUAUGUGCAUUCACAUGGGUUAGUGUUUGCUUAAUUUCACCAUUCAUUUCAGUUUCACCUCAUUCUUAGAUCACAAAACACAUCAAACCACAUGAGGAGAAAACAGAACUGUCUUUGGAUGGUGCUCCAGGACAGGCUGAUCUUUGGUGAUACCAACUUUAAAUCAAUACAGUGUUGUUUUAAGUAUUGAUUGGACUUAAACACUUGCACUGAAGAUUUGAACACUUACUGUGGCACAAUCAAGCGUUCUUAAAUUUGAGCUUGUAUCUUAAACACUCAGUAAUGUUACAUUUUAACACCCAUUCAUCCCUGAAAGCCUCAAACUACAGAUCAUCAAAGUAACAACCCACAGGAUGGAAACGUGUUUUUUUUAGAUAUUUGUCUUUGCUCUGGUUCAGCCAAGAGGGGCAGCUGCACCAGCCGGGUCAUGUGUGAAGUGUUAAAGGUUUUAACAGCAGAAAAAAAACAAACAAAAUGCUGAUAUUUGUAGCUUGUAUAGAUGUAAUAAUUACUCUGAUCACUCUGAUACUGUUAUUAUUUAUAACUGAAAUAAUUAUUCCUAUUAAUGUUAUUCUGAUGAUGAUGAUGAUGAUUAUUAUUAAUGCUUGCUACAGAUUUGACCAGUGGUUUACUCAUUGUUUAUCCAUCACACCGCAACAUGAAAUAAAUUAUUCUUUGAAAAAAAACAG